This is a messenger RNA of Triticum dicoccoides, 404 nucleotides long. RefSeq lists its product as uncharacterized. The record is from RefSeq and is a predicted model, not a curated record. The transcript has a single exon. NCBI's taxonomy places the organism in Eukaryota, Viridiplantae, Streptophyta, Magnoliopsida, Poales, Poaceae. The coding region runs from base 72 to 353 and encodes 93 amino acids.
CCAUUGCACGCUGGCCUUGAGCUCGGUCGAUCGAACUAUCCUUCACUUGCAGUGGAGCUCGCGGUUGAGCGAUGGAGCCGGUGGAGUCGGCCAAGUGCGAGUGCUGCGAGCUGCGGGAGGACUGCACCCGGGGGUACAUCGUGGGCGUGAAGGCCGACUUCGGCGGGCGGUGGCUGUGCGGGCUCUGCUCCGAGGCGGUGAGGGAGGAGGGCAGGAAGCGCGGGAUGGAGGCGGCGCUGCAGGACCACAUGGCCUUCUGCGCCGGCUGGUGCCGCGGCAAGGACCUCCGGGUCGCCGACGGCAUGCGCCAGAUGCUGCUCCGCCGCCGCCGGCCCAUCUCCAUCUCCAAGUGAAGCCAAGCGAAGCGACCCACCAUUCAUGGCGCGCGAUGGAUGCACCGCGCC